GAACUGAGAAGAGGGAGGAGGUGGCGAUGGCGGCUCCGGAGCCGGGAGUGCUGACCCGGAUCGCUGUCCCUGACAUGGAGUGGUAUGAGAAUUCGGAGGAAACGCACAAUUCCCAGAUAGAACUGCUUGAGACUACCUCGGCCCAAGAACCUCCCAACCCCUCAGAGACCUUUCGCCCCAGAGACUGCAUGGUGCCAGUGGUGUUUCCAGGGCCGGUGAGCCAAGAAGGCUGCUGUCGGUUUACUUGUGAACUUCUGAAGCAUAUCAUGUACCAGCGCCAGCAACUCCCUCUGCCCUAUGAACAACUUAAGCACUUCUACCGAAAACUUCCUCCCCAGGCAGAGGAUGUGGUGAAGAAGAAAAAUCGGGCCACUGCUGAGGCGAGUAGCAGAAAAUGCCAGCAAGCCCUGACAGAACUGGAAAGUGUCCUCAGCCACCUAGAGGGACUCUUUGCCCGGACUCUAGUGCCCAGAGUGCUGAUUCUCCUUGGGGGAAAUGCCCUAAGUCCCAAGGAGUUCUAUGAGCUUGACUUGUCCCGCUUGGCCCCCAAUAGCAUGGACCAGAGCCUGAGCACAGCAGCUUGUUUGCGCCGUCUCUUCCGAGCCAUUUUCAUGGCUGAUGCCUUCAGUGAGCUGCAGGCUCCUCCACUCAUGGGCACCAUUGUCAUGGCACAAGGGCAUCGCGACUGUGGAGAGGAUUGGUUUCGACCCAAGCUCAACUACCGAGUACCCAGCCGGGGCCACAAACUGACUGUAGCCUUGUCCUGUGGCAGUCCUGCCAUCCCAACCACUGCCUGGGAGGAUUAUAUUUGGUUCCAGGCCCCGCUGACCCUGAAAGGCUUCCAUGAGUGAAUGGGGAACCUUCUUGAUCGUGAACAGUGACUCAAUUAUUUUCCCCCUUGUGGCAUCAGCUUUUGCUGAUGGAUUCUAGCCUGCCUGCCUGCCUCCUCUCUUCACAUUUCCUCAUGGCUGUGGCUAUAAUAAUCAUCUUUGAACAACACAUCUUUGAAUCAAAGGUUGAUUUUUCUCAGAAGGUGCUGGGUAGAUGAUUCUGUUUGUGAUCAGCUAACAGUCUUGGGCCCAUAGACACACUUAAGAGGGUGGCUCUUUUCUGCUUUUUGCUGUGCUUUCCAGAAAUCUUACUAGAUGUAGUGUGGGUGUGUCUCAUGAACUUAAAUAUAAAAUGGCUAGAUAGUGGUUUGCAUUUUCUUGAAACUUUUGGCUAAAGAGAAUUUCCUGGCUUGCGGCUAGAGUACUUUGGCCUUUCUCCUUGCCUUCUUAUGCUUCAGGGCUUUAGUUUCAGGCCAGUAUGGGAAGUAAAGUGACUUACUAGGUUUCUAUCACAAUUUGAUAGGAAAGUUGGGACUAAGUCCUUAUUAGCCAACUCUCGCCCUUUGUUCUUUCCUUACCACUUGCUGGCUUUUGUGAUCCUUAAAGUAGCUGCCCAAAGCAGAGGUCACAUGCGAGGGGGUCUGAGAAUACUGUCUUUGCAAGCUGUAGGCUAGAGGCCCAGACCCCAGCACUUCCCUUUGUUAAUCAGUUCCUUGAAGCCAAAUGUCCCUCUGCCUUCUCUGGUGGCUUCUAGCAGCUACUAUUGUCUCUGCAAACACUUCCCCCCCUUCCUGUGGCGAUUCCUCCUCACCUACAUUGCUGAGUCGGCUACAUGUCCUUGCUUUUAUUCUCUUCCUUACUACUGCCCUAACCACUAAGUCUUGACUUUUGUCCCUAAGGAACCCUGCUUAUAUUUUAAGUUGAGGACAGAAUCCUCAAUCUACUGCUGUUGGAGAUAGAUAUGUGUGUGUGUGCGUGUGCAUGGGUGCCUGUGUCUGUAAGUACAACAGACACAUAAACAAUAGAAA
Molecule: messenger RNA, 1858 nt
Organism: Condylura cristata (star-nosed mole)
Lineage: Eukaryota; Metazoa; Chordata; Mammalia; Eulipotyphla; Talpidae
Gene: MAD2L1BP
Product: MAD2L1 binding protein
Exons: 3
Coding region: 27-851 (274 amino acids)
Biological process (GO): regulation of exit from mitosis
Cellular component (GO): nucleus
Source: RefSeq, a predicted model, not a curated record